AGUUAUAACCCAUACAUAGAGAUAAUCGAACAACCCAGACAGAGGGGAAUGCGUUUUAGAUACAAAUGUGAAGGACGAUCAGCAGGUAGCAUUCCUGGGGAGCACAGCACAGAAAACAACCGAACAUAUCCAUCUAUCCAGAUUGCAAACUAUUAUGGAAAAGGAAAAGUGAGAAUUACAUUAGUAACAAAGAAUGACCCAUAUAAACCUCAUCCUCAUGAUUUAGUUGGAAAAGAUUGCAGAGAUGGCUACUAUGAAGCAGAAUUUGUACAAGAACACAGACCUUUGUUUUUUCAAAACUUGGGUAUUCGAUGCGUAAAGAAAAAAGAAGUAAAAGAAGCUGUUAUUUCAAGAAUAAGGGCAGGAAUUAAUCCUUUCAAAGUCCCUGAACAACAGCUGCUUGAUAUUGAAGAUUGUGACCUCAAUGUGGUGAGACUAUGUUUUCAAGUUUUCCUCCUGGAUGAGCAUGGUAAUUUGACAACUGCUCUUCCUCCUGUCAUCUCUAACCCAAUUUAUGACAACCGUGCUCCAAAUACCGCAGAACUAAGGAUUUGUCGUGUAAACAAGAAUUGUGGGAGUGUCAGAGGAGGAGAUGAAAUAUUUCUACUUUGUGACAAAGUUCAGAAAGAUGACAUAGAAGUUCGUUUUGUGUUAAAUGAUUGGGAAGCAAAAGGUAUCUUUUCACAAGCUGAUGUGCACCGUCAAGUAGCCAUUGUUUUCAAGACUCCACCAUAUUGCAAAGCUAUCACUGAACCAGUAACAGUAAAAAUGCAGCUCCGGAGACCCUCUGACCAGGAAGUUAGUGAAUCUAUGGAUUUUAGGUAUCUGCCAGAUGAAAAAGAUACUUAUGGCAAUAAAUCAAAGAAACAAAAAACAACUCUACUUUUCCAGAAACUGUUGCAGGAUUGUGUUAAUUUCCCUGAGAGAUCAAGACCUGAUUCCCUAGGAUCUAUUGGUGAAGGAAGAUUCAUCAAAAAAGAAUCAAACUUGUUUUCUCAUGCAGAAAUGCCCAGGCCAUCCGGGGUUUCAGGUCGAGCAGAAUUCUAUUCCUCACUUGGGUCCACCUCAAGUCGAUUCUCUCAUCAUCCUUCAGCCAUGCCCUCGAUGGUAUCUCACCCUCCUUCAAGCUGGUCAACAAUGGCCCCUUCCACCACAUGCUCAGUCAAUGCAAAUCCACUGAGUAGAUUUCCAACAGGGACCCUUUCCUCUAAUUCACAAGGUAUCCCACCUUUCCUGGAAAUACCUGAUGUGAAUCAUUUAAAUGCUUCGAAUGCUUGCAUUUAUAACGAUACUGAUGACACAGGCAGAAUGGAAGCAUCAUCCCUGUCCUCAGCUGACUUAUAUGGUAUUUCUGAUGCCAACAUGUUGCCCAACUGUCCUGUGAAUAUGAUGACAACCAGCAAUGAUAGCAUGGGAGAGACUGAUAAUCCAAGACUUGUGAGCAUGAACCUUGACAAUCCUUCAUGUAAUUCAGUGUUAGACCCAAGAGACUUGAGACAGCUCCAUCAGAUGUCUACUUCCAGCAUGUCCACAGGCGCCAGUUCCAGUACUGCUGUUUUUGCUCCACCAUCGGAUGCAUUUGCUCAGUCUAACUUCAGUUGUGCAGAUAACAGCAUGAUAGAUGAGUCGGGACAGUCAAACAAUGCUAAUCCAAACAAUUUUGUUCAGAGCAAUCAGUAUUCGGAUAUUGGCACUAUGUCAAAUGAUCAGUUGAAUGACUCCUAUGCAUAUGAAUUUUUUUAAGUAUAACUCACUUGCUUUAAAUCCUUUUAAAUAGGGGGCUAGAAGGUGGCAUGGUGAUUAGGGUGCUGGACUCCCACAUGACUGACUGUGGUUCAUGUCCUGGACCUGGCAGCUUGAAAAUCAUGCUGGGCACGUGUGCAUACAUGCCCAGAAUUCC
This is a messenger RNA of Tupaia belangeri chinensis (Chinese tree shrew), 1900 nucleotides long. RefSeq names its product REL proto-oncogene, NF-kB subunit (gene REL). Bases 49 to 1743 code for a protein of 564 amino acids. The transcript is spliced from 9 exons. Gene Ontology annotation, molecular function: RNA polymerase II cis-regulatory region sequence-specific DNA binding; DNA-binding transcription factor activity, RNA polymerase II-specific. Gene Ontology annotation, cellular component: nucleus; cytoplasm. The record is from RefSeq and is a predicted model, not a curated record. Gene Ontology annotation, biological process: positive regulation of transcription by RNA polymerase II; inflammatory response; innate immune response. Lineage: Eukaryota; Metazoa; Chordata; Mammalia; Scandentia; Tupaiidae.